This is a messenger RNA of Amphimedon queenslandica, 678 nucleotides long. RefSeq names its product iron transport multicopper oxidase FET3-like. The coding region runs from base 1 to 678 and encodes 225 amino acids. Gene Ontology annotation, cellular component: plasma membrane. NCBI's taxonomy places the organism in Eukaryota, Metazoa, Porifera, Demospongiae, Haplosclerida, Niphatidae. Gene Ontology annotation, biological process: iron ion transport. The record is from RefSeq and is a predicted model, not a curated record. The transcript has 2 exons. Gene Ontology annotation, molecular function: copper ion binding; oxidoreductase activity.
AUGAACAAUUCCGACUGCUAUUGUGCUCAUGUUGUCAAUGUGAGCAGUGAUCAUACCAUUCAACUAGUGAUAUCAGCCACUGGACCAAACACUACACAACUAAACAACUUCCUAUUCGCUCAUCCAGUACAUCUUCAUGGACAUUAUUUUCAAGUAGCUGAUAUACAAUUUGGUCCUACUAAUAAUAUUACAGGAAGGUUGGAGGAAGGAAGCAGUGAUAUUAAUUGUGGCGGAGACCUACUGUGUACUAAUCCAUCAUGGAAUGUAAAUACAUAUGAUGACUUUGAUCUCGAUCCUUCGGCUCCACUGAAGGAUACUCUGUUAAUACCAGCUGGUGGGUAUGCUGUUGUGUAUUUUAAAACUGAUAAUCCUGGUUGGUGGUUCCUACACUGUCAUAUUGAGGUACAUCAAUUGGAGGGAAUGGGAGUCAUCAUUAAUGAAGGAGGGAAGAAGACACCUGCUCCUUAUAAAAUGCAGAAAUGUGGUAAUUUUGAGCUAACAGUAGAUGAGUUUAAGAAAGCAAUAAAGGGGAAGCUGAAUCCUAGUGGUGUUGACGGUUAUAAAAUUGCUACUAUUGUACUAGGAUCAGUCUUAGGAGUUGUUCUGUGUAUUCUUUUGAUUGUAUUGUUUAAAUGUGCUUGCUGUAAUAAGACUAGUAAGUAUAGUAGAGUUUAUUAA